AUGGAAGAACACUCUUUAGAAGAUGAUUUAGGACGAUUACUAGAAAAUCAAGACUUUCAUGAUAUAACCAUUGUGUGUUCUGAUAAGAACACUUUAGGAGCCAGUAAAAACAUCUUGGCAGCUCGUUCUAAUGUAUUCUACAACAAAAUUAUCGAUCGAAUUAAUGACCAAAAAUUUACUUACAUGGAAUUUGAUAAUAUUAACUCAACGACGAUGAAAUUUAUUUUAAAAUAUUUAUACACGUCAAAAAUACUUGAAGAGACUUUAUAUAAUGUUGAAAAUAUUAUUGAAUUAUAUUACGCGGCAAUUUUUUUUGAAUUAUCUGAAUUACAAACGCAAAUCGUUAAGAGCAUGAUUUUUCAUAUGGAAAUCAAUGGUGAAGAAUUGGUCAAAAAACUUUUAUCACAAUUUGUUGUAAAGUUUCCAUCUUUGGAAACUGAGAAUAAAAUGUCUCAACUAUUAAUCGAAUCGGUAGCAAAAAUUCAUUUAAAUCUAGAAAAAGAUUCUUUAUCAUUAAAGGGACUGAGAUAUCUAUUAUGCAAAACGUUAAGUGCCAAAAUACCUUUUGCUACACAUGAGAUCGAUUUGUUUAAUUGUGUUAUCGAUAAGUUCGAUGAGGUUGACAAAUAUUCUCUUUUGCCCUAUAUCGAUCUACGCCGAUUUGAUUCGGAUACCCUUGUAAAUGUUAUUGAACCAUUAAAAUUAUUUCCACAAGAUAGGAUUAUGGAUGCUUAUCGGUUCAAGGCACAAGAAAAUGGAAAAAAUCUAAAAUCUAUUCGUGGGAUUCCAAUAUUUAGGUGGAAGGGUUAUAACAAUAACGAUUCAUAUAAUAAUUCUUUAAGUAUUUCUAAGGAUGGAUUUACUUUAGAAGCAAGUAGGGAUCUUAAUAAUUAUGCGCACAAGACGACAGAUUUUAGCAUUAAAGGUAACGGAAUAUAUAAAUGGAGUAUUUCGGUUGAAACUAAUAGAACAUGUUAUAUUGGAAUAUGUGAAAACACUCAAUUACAUAAAGCCGAGGAUUACUGUGGUUGGGUUCUUGGAUCCAGUGGUUAUAUUUAUCACGAAAAUGAUAGUAAAUGGUAUGACGCAAAAUUUAAAACAAAUGAUGUCGUCACCGUUAUUUUAAAUAUGACUGAGAAAACAUGUGAAUUUUUAAUUAAUGGUAAGACUACUGGUGUUAUCACCGGAUGGGUAAAUCUUCCUUCUGAAGUUUAUCCAUUUGUUUCGUUAAAAAAAGGUUGUAAAUUACGUAUUAUUCAAGAUGAGACUAUGUAA
Messenger RNA from Funneliformis mosseae, 1275 nucleotides. NCBI's taxonomy places the organism in Eukaryota, Fungi, Glomeromycota, Glomeromycetes, Glomerales, Glomeraceae. The record is from the annotation of a GenBank genome assembly.